GGAAGCGGGUGACUGGAGAGGAGAAGAUGGCAAAAGGGGGCGGCGGCGGCGCGGGGGGCGCGGUGGAGGAAGCGCCUGCUCGAGCGGCAUCUGGGAAGCUUUAGUUAGGAUGUCUCUCUCCCCGAAGAUGUUGCCGUGCAAGAAGAGGAGAGCCAUCCUGGCGGAUUCCUUGGAGGUGGAGACGGGCCCCUCUUCAGACGCGCAGUCUGUUAAAAUGGAGACGACGUCUUCAAGCGGGCUUCACCAGCUCCAGGACUUGGUGCAGCAAGACGAGGGGGCCGAGUUGACCGAAAGGAGGGCUCCGCUCAGCCCGUCAGCUGGAAGAUCGGCCUGUUCAUCAGCACCGACUUUGCCAGAACCUGUCGGGGAAUUGUCUGUCUUGGAAGUGUCUGGCACUGGAAUAGCAAAGGGAGUUGCACUUCCAUCUAGAAAUGCAGCUCAGAUGGGCUGGAGGGAAUCGGUAGAAGCUUCUUUGAAAGGUGGGAAGAAGAUCUUUUCUAGGCCAGGGUCAGAUGCCUGUCAGCAGAAAGCUGAGUCAAGUCAGGAUUCGAAGCCAGCGCCUGACUUUGUCAUGGAUAAGGAGCAGAAACUGGACUGUGAAGCUGGUGGUCUUUCACCCAAGCCGGGGACUGAAUGUGAGAUGGCAGGUGCUGCUGCCUCUGAUGCGAAGGCCUCGAAGAUCACGCAGGGCAGUGAGUUGCUUCUAGAAGCUGAGGAAGAAGCUGAGGAGACAGGGCUGUUUAUCCCAGUGGAAGAGCAAGAAGAAGGAGGGAAGAGGAAGAAGAGGCGGGCUACUAAACGGAAACGGGAAGGGAAAGGCCAGGAGGAGGAAGAGGAGGGGAAAGUUCCCUUGUCUUGCGACCUCAAGCUGGAUGACGCCCUGGACCGGACUCUGGAGGAUGGGGCGAAACAGCACAACUUGACAGCUGUCAACGUGCGGAACAUCCUCCACGAAGUGAUCACGAACGAGCACGUUGUAGCCAUGAUGAAAGCGGCUAUCAGUGAGACCGAGGACAUGCCCAUGUUUGAGCCGAAAAUGACUCGCUCCAAACUAAAGGAAGUGGUGGAGAAAGGAGUGGUAAUCCCCACAUGGAAUAUUUCUCCAAUCAAGAAGGCGAAUGAAAUUAAGCCCCCCCAAUUUGUGGACAUUCCUCUUGAGGAAGAUGAUUCCUCUGAUGAAGAGUACCAGCCAGAGGAGGAGGAAGAGGAUGAGACAGCAGAGGAGAGCUUGUUGGAGAGCGAUGUGGAAAGCGCCACCUCCUCUCCUCAUGGGGCCAAACGGUCCCGAACGAGACAGUCGUCUGAUGUGAUGGAAGCGGACGAGGAGGGAGGCACGCCUUCCGAGGCGGAGAAAGCCUCUGUACCCCCCCUUCAGCGGCACAUCAGUGCUGAGGUUGUACCGAUGGGGCCCCCGCCGCCCCCCAAGCCUAAGCAGACCAAGGACACCACCUUCAUGGAGAAGCUACACGCGGUGGACGAGGAACUGGCCUCCAGCCCUGUCUGCAUGGACUCCUUCCAGCCUCUAGAAGACAGCUUGAUCGCCUUCCGCACCCGCUCAAAGAGGCCCCUGAAGGAUGUGCCCCUUGGCCAGCUAGAGGCGGAGCUCCAGGCCCCGGAUAUUACCCCUGAUAUGUAUGACCCGAACACGGCGGAUGAUGAAGAGUGGAAGAGGUGGCUCGGUGGCCUCAUGAACGAUGAUGUGGGAAACGAAGAUGAGGCGGAUGAUGACGACGACCCUGAAUACAACUUCCUGGAAGACCUGGAUGAGCCGGAUACAGAGGAUUUCAGGAAUGACCGCGCAGUGAGGAUCACAAAGAAGGAGGUGAAUGAGCUGAUGGAGGAACUUUUUGAGACGUUUCAGGAUGAGAUGGGUUUCUCCAACGUGGAGGAUGAGGGGCCGGAGGAUGAAGAUAGCGCUGCGGAGGGUCGGCCAAACUUUAACACUCCCCAGGUGCUCAGAUUUGAAGAGCCCCUGGCCAACCUGCUGAAUGAACAGCACCGGACGGUGAAGGAGCAGCUGGAGCAACUGCGCAUGAAGAAGUCGGCCGGCAAGCUGCCCCUGGAGGCGGAGACAGUGAAGCCACCACACAAGAAGCCCCCAGUCCUGACCCUGGACGUCAGGCAGAGGAAGCGGCUCCAGCAUCAGAUGCAGCAGCACGUGCAGCUUCUGACCCAGAUCCACCUCCUCUGCAGCUCCAACCCCAGCCUGAGCUCCGAGGCCAGCACCACCCGGCUUUUUCUGGCCGAGUUGAACGCGUUUGCCCAAAGCUCUGCGCUCCUCCAUCCGCUCAGCCCCAAGUUCCAGAGCACAUUCCAACCGUGCAACUUGAAGGAAGCUCUGCAGCUCAUUGAGGACUUCCACGCUGACGUCAAGGUGGAGUGGAGCCCUCGCAAAGUCGUUAAAAAGAACGCCCAAGACUUUCAGUGCUUGCCGAAGCCAGUGGCGUGGAUCUUGGCCACGAGACGAGUCUUCAUGUAUCCACAGUUGCUGCCUGUCUGCUCCUUGAAGGCCAAAACGCCCCGUGACAAGAUCAUCUUCACGGAAGGGGAGGACAACUUAGUAGCUUUGGGACUGAAGCAUUUUGAUGGGACAGAGUUCCCGAAGCCCCUGAUCAGCAAGUACCUCUUGACGACCAAGACUGCCCACCAGCUGACGGUGCAUAUCAAGAACCUCACCAUGAACCGAGCCCCUGACAACAUAAUAAAAUACUACAAGAAGACGAAGCAGCUGCCCGUUCUGUUUCAGCUUUGCGAAGAGAUCCAGCCCGGCGCAUGGAAGCCUCCCGUGGAGAGAGAGGAGCAUCUCCUGCCUGCCUGGCUGAAGGACAGCUUGCCUUACAUCCAAGAAGCGCUGGAGCAGCGUGCCGAAGAACCACCAGCUGAUUUCUCCCGCUCAGAAUCCAAACUUGGCCCAGCUGGGAAGGAGCCUGCCGAGCAGACAAGUGAUGCCAAGUGCCCCCUGCGCGCGCCCAAGGGCUUGGAACUGAUCUUGAGGCCGCUCCCCAGCCAUUUCUACAAGAAAGCCUGGAGGCGGCAGCGGCCUGUUGCAGCAGAGCCUCUCCCUGUCCGGACGGGGGGGGCCAAUAGCUGCCUGAAAGCGACCACGAAACAGCCCCAGCCAGAAGCCCCUCCCAGCAAAAUUGCGGCCCGUGUCCCCCGCUGGAUUCAGCCUGCCCCAGUGGUCCAGCCUCUGCCCAGGAUACAGCACUUGAGCCUGCAGCCCGCUGUGGCUAACGGGGGUGGGUUUGAGCUCCGGGGCCUGCUCUCGGCUCAGCAUGCCGGUGCCAGAGCCUGCUUGGCCACUGCUGUGCCCCAGAACUUGAUCUCCUCCGUGCCCGUAACCUUUCAGCCCAAAAUGAUGCUCCCAGUGCUGCCAGUGUCCAAAAUCUGGAAACCCAGCUCCCCAAGGAAAUACCAGAAGAAGAAGGGCCCCAAGCCUGCUUCGCUGCUCCCCUCGGCUCCCGUUGUCUUCACCGUUCCUGCCACUGCUGUGAAAACGGUCAGCCUCGCCAACGGUUGCAACGUGUUGCAGCCCUUGGCAACUACCACAGGUGGCACCGCACAGCCCAUUCCCAUCACCACCCUGCUGGUGAACCCUGCUCCCUUCCCGUGCCCGCUAAGCCAGCCACUCACUACUUCUCCAUCCCCUUCUUUGGUGGUCCCUUCAAACCCGACCGGCUUUGCUGCUACCGGAGCUGCCAAAGAAGCUGAAUUUGUAAGCCUGUCUGCUGCAAGUAGUGAAAGCAGAUGUCCUGUUACGGAUCCCCAGAUAGAGCCACAGGAGCCGUCUUUGUGUACGACGACGUCAGCCAAGGAGGAUUGCAGGCCGCAACCUGCUGAGGCUGUGGGCCAGGUGGUGGCUUCUGUACAGGCUUGUGUGGAAAUGGCAGAGGAGAAAGCUGCAGAGCUGCCUGCCCAGGGCCCCUUCUCCCCUUUAACAGAGUUAGCAGAGAGAACAAAGGCCGAAUCUGAAGAAUUCUGCAGUGCCCCGCCGGAAGCAGCUCCAGUUCCAGAGGAGCCAGUCUCUGUGGGAGUCCUGGUAAAAGAGGAACUGGUGCUGGGUCUUGGCCAGGAACUGGACGUGGAGCCCACACCGGAGGGUGCGAGCGAGCAAAAGGACACAAAGAAUGAGCAGAGUUCCCCUGAGACUGAGGGGCAGUGCCUGGGAGGUGUGGCUGCCGGGACAGAAGGGAGUUCCCCCAAGAAUGUCUCCAAUGUGGCAGCUCCCGAGGCAGAGUCCAGUAGCCCCCCUGCGAAGCCAGAGGAGUUGUCCCGUGCAAAUGGCCACACUGCAGGGGUACCAGCUGGCCGCGAGGCAUCAGGUGAGAAGGAUGGUCCAGAUGAGGACGAGGAGGAGGACUUUGAUGAUUUCACGCAAGACGAGGAAGACGAGGAAAUGUCAUCAGCGUCAGAGGAAUCCGUGCUGUCUGUGCCGGAGCUUCAGGAGACCAUGGAGAAACUGACGUGGCUGGCAUCCGAGAGGCGCCUGAGCCAAGAAGGGGACUCGGAAGAGGAGAAUUCGCAGGAGGAGAACUCCGAGCCGGAGGAGGAGGAGGAGGAGGAGGAAGAAGGGGAAGGGGAGAACCUGGAGAGCAUGCAGAAGGAGGAUGAAAUGACAGAUGAGGUGGUGGGUCCUGGGGACAGGCCGGCGUCGUCUCUCACCCUGACUUCUGCUGCCCCUGAAGUGGAACCCAGGAGGACCCCACCAGGAGAGUGCGCCAAAGCACCUGGGAAAAACCGGGGCUCCCACAGAGCCCGGGCCAAGAGGGGCCGGACUCGGGCCAGCAAAGACACCUCCAAGCUGCGGCUGCUGUACGAUGAAGACAUUCUGGAAAGGGACCCGCUGCGGGAGCAGAAGGACUUGGCCUUUGCACAGGCGUACCUAAGCAGGGUCCGUGAAGCCUUGCGCCACAUCCCGGGCAAGUAUGAUGAGUUCCUGCGCAUCAUCUAUGAGUUUGAGAGCAACACCCAGAAACAGACGGCUGUGGACCUCUACGCCCGCCUGCGCAACCUGCUGCGGGAUUGGCCGCAGCUGCUCACUGACUUCGCUGCUUUCCUCUUGCCCGAGCAAGCCCUGGAGUGUGGACUGUUUGAAGAACAGCAGGCUUUUGAAAAGAGCCGGAAGUUCCUGCGGCAGUUGGAAAUCUGCUUUGCCGAAAACCCUUCCCAUCACCAAAAGAUCAUCAAAGUGCUGCAGAGCUGUGCCGAGUGUUUGCCCCAGGAGAUCAUCGAGCUGAAGACCCAGAUGUGGCAGCUGUUGAAAGGGCACGACCACCUGCAGGAUGAGUUCUCUGUCUUCUUUGACCACUUGCGCCCAUCAGCCAGCCGCAUGGGAGACUUCGAGGAGAUCAGCUGGACAGAGGAGAAAGAAUAUGAGUUUGAUGGAUUUGAAGAAGUGUCAUUGCCAGACGUUGAAGAGGACGAGGAACCCCCCAAAAUCCACGCGUCCUCAAAAAAUAAGAAGCGGAAGGAGCUCGGAGGCCAGAACACUGACAAGGAGGCGGAGUGGGCAGAGGGGGCAAAGGAAUGCUCUUGUGCCUGCCACGAGGGGAACAGCGAUGCCAGGUUGAAGAGGAGCAAGCGGAAGAGCUGCAGUCACUGCAGCAACAAGGCAGGAGACAGCAAGUCUUACAAGCCCCCAGACAGUCUUGCGCAGCGAGAACUGAGCCCUCGCCCUGAAGGGAAGGAGCCUGCGGAGGAUAACCUGGAGCACAAAGACGAUGGGGAGGUUCUCCAGAGCAGGAUGAGGACAGCUGCCAAGAGGGUGGACUCUGCAGUAGCAGGUUCCCACACGGAUGGGAAGCUGACGUCGUGUGGUGAAGCCUCUAUAGAGGGGGAUGCACCACUGGGUGGCAGGACUGUAGAACUGUGCUCUGUGCAGGGACCUCAUUGCCCCAGGAAAGCAACCGUGGCUGAUGUUGCGACGCAACCCCCUGCUACCACUGCAGCAUCUUCCGUGCAGGUGCAACGGAUUGCAGCUCCGAAACAGCGGCCCAAAGGGGGCUCUUGCUCUGUGGGUGGGGAGAGCGAGGCAGGGCGAGGCCCGAGGGGUGCAGAGGCUUCCUGUGGACUUAGCAAAGACCUCUCAGGGCCUGAGUCGUCUUCAGGGAUAGCAGGUAAGGGCCCUGGUCCUCCUCUGGCAAAGGGUUUGCCUCAGAAACCUGCUGUUCAGCCCAGCCUCUUGGCAGAGCCCUCCAUGGCUCUUAGUCUCAAGGAAAAGGAGGGGGAGAGGCUGGCCAGUUCUGCAGACUCGAAACCGAACGGACGGGAAACGGAGGGGUCACCCCCCAAAGACUCUGGGCUGAAGGUAGCAGCAGGAAAGAGCUGUCGCUUGCCUACUUGCACAGAACCCUCUGGCGCUUGCCACCCACAGGCUCCUGUGGCUAGUGAUCAAAAGGCAAAGGCCACGGGGGCAACGGGCGAAAGCGACUGUUCACGGGAGCAGCAGCAGCAGCAAGCAGAGAGAGGCACAGAGCGUGCUUUGUCGCGCCUGUCCAGGCCAAGGGGAGAAGAGCUGCAGCAGAGAGCAACGGAAGCCAUGGUCUGUGCCAAGAACAUCAAGGUCAGCUCCACAGGGGAGAAGGUCGUCCUCUGGACCAGGGAGGCUGACCGUGUCAUCCUGACCACCUGCCAAGAACGAGGUGCUCAACAGGACACGUUCAGCGCCAUCUCACAGCAGCUGAACAACAAAACGGCAGAGGAAGUGGCCCACCGGUUCAGGGAGCUGAUGGCGUUGUUUCACACAGCCUGCGAUGUCAGCUCGGAAGAUGAAGACGAUGCAACCAGCACCAGCAACACUGACCAGCUCUCGGACAAAGACCCAGUUCUCUCUGAAGAAGAGCAGGAGGAAUAAGGCUGCUGGGCAAGAAAAACAAGCGUCGCUGCCCCAGGCCGUGCUUUGGGAAGGCGAUCUUGUUCGCUGCAGUGACGUGCUCCACUCUGGGGAAUGUUGCCGGCUCACUCGCCCCCUCCGAGUUGCAGCAGGUUUCCCCUGCAACUUGGUUAGAGUAACUGGCUGCUGCCUGCCCCACCCUCCAGUACCCUACUGCGGCUGCCUUCAAAGGAUCGUUGCACAUGAAAGAGGGGAUUGACUGUGGAGUGGAAAUCUGCAGAGUUGCACUUAUUCUUGGACAGCACAUGAUGUAAAUAUCUUAAGAGUAGGAACUGUGUACAUUCUCUCCUGUGCCUCUUCUGUAUGAAUAUUUAUUGUGCAGUUUAAUAUUAAUUAAUAAAGCCAUUCAUUUGGA
This is a messenger RNA of Eublepharis macularius, 7247 nucleotides long. It is a transcript of the gene GON4L, whose product is annotated as gon-4 like. The record is from RefSeq and is a predicted model, not a curated record. The coding region runs from base 110 to 6853 and encodes 2247 amino acids. Gene Ontology annotation, molecular function: transcription coregulator activity. Lineage: Eukaryota; Metazoa; Chordata; Lepidosauria; Squamata; Eublepharidae. Gene Ontology annotation, cellular component: nucleus. The transcript has 32 exons. Gene Ontology annotation, biological process: regulation of DNA-templated transcription.